Molecule: messenger RNA, 1422 nt
Organism: Diabrotica balteata
Lineage: Eukaryota; Metazoa; Arthropoda; Insecta; Coleoptera; Chrysomelidae
Source: the annotation of a GenBank genome assembly
AUGGCACAGGUGAGGCUUCAGAAUGCUGUGGAGCCAAUGCAAGUUGAUGCACCACCUGAAGAUAAUGAUAACAAUGAAGAAGAUAUCUAUGUAGUUGAAAACCCAACUUUAGAUUUAGAAGUGUAUGCAAAUAGUUAUGUUGGAUUAGCAAAGUUAUACAGGCUAAUUUACAUAAUAGAUCACUGUCCAUCUCUUAAACUAGAAGCUUUAAAAACAGCUAUAUCAUAUGCCAUGACAACAUAUAAUGUAAAUUUGUAUCAAGUUUUACAUCAAAAAUUAGCUGAAGUUACAACAGCUAUGAAUGUGCCUGACGUAGCUGCCCAAUCCACUUCUCAAGAUAUACCAACAAUUGAUAACAUGUGGAUGGAAACAAGAUCAAAAAGAGCAGCCCUAAAGCUAGAAAAACUUGAUAAUGAUCUAAAAAACUACAAAUCAAAUUCAAUCAAAGAAAGUAUUAGGAGAGGACAUGAUGAUUUGGGUGAUCAUUACUUGGACUGUGGAGAUCUUUCUAAUGCAUUAAAAUGUUACUCAAGAGCUAGAGACUAUUGCACAAGUGGAAAACAUGUAGUAAAUAUGUGCUUAAAUGUUAUAAAAGUAUCAGUUUAUUUGCAGAACUGGUCACAUGUAUUAAGCUAUGUUUCAAAAGCUGAAAGUACUCCAGAUGUUUCUGAAACACAAACAAAAGACUCUAAUCAAGCCAUAGUAACUAAAUUAAAAUGUGCAGCUGGUCUUGCAGAACUGGCAACAAAAAAGUAUAAAUCAGCAGCGAAACAUUUCUUGCAAGCGAAUUUGGACCAUUGUGAUUUUCCAGAAUUGCUUUCACCAAAUAAUGUUGCCAUGUAUGGAGGUCUUUGUGCUCUUGCUACAUUUGAUAGACAUGAGUUGCAGAAGAAUGUAAUUGGUAGUGGAUCAUUUAAGUUAUUUUUGGAAUUAGAACCUCAAUUGCGUGACAUAAUUUUCAAAUUCUAUGAAUCAAAAUAUGCGUCUUGCUUAAAACUAUUAGAUGAGGUCAAGGAUAAUUUGCUUCUUGAUAUGUACAUUGCUCCUCAUGUUAAUACAUUGUACACUCAGAUUAGAAAUAGAGCAUUAAUUCAAUACUUUAGCCCCUACUUGUCUGCUGAUAUGCACAAAAUGGCUGUAGCUUUUAAUAGAACUGUACCUGCAUUAGAAGAUGAGCUGAUGCAGCUUAUUCUAGAUGGACAGAUCCAAGCUAGAAUAGAUUCUCACAAUAAAAUUCUAUUUGCAAAAGAUGUUGAUCAACGCAGUACAACUUUCGAAAAGGGUUUAUUGAUGGGGAAAGAAUAUCAGAGAAGAACUAGAAUGCUGAUAUUAAGAGCAGCCAUUUUAAAGAAUAAAAUUCAUGUGAAGAGCCCACAGAGGGAUUCAAGUCAAGCAGGAGAAAUAACUGUGGUACCAUUUUGA